Molecule: messenger RNA, 7337 nt
Organism: Chelonus insularis
Lineage: Eukaryota; Metazoa; Arthropoda; Insecta; Hymenoptera; Braconidae
Gene: Ser
Product: Serrate
Exons: 6
Coding region: 1742-5356 (1204 amino acids)
Biological process (GO): axon guidance; cell communication; multicellular organism development
Cellular component (GO): plasma membrane; cell surface; signaling receptor complex
Molecular function (GO): Notch binding; calcium ion binding
Source: RefSeq, a predicted model, not a curated record
CACGUGUACCUUAUUCAAGUGUUGCGCUUGUUUGGCUUUCAAAGGUUUUCGCGCGCGUAUUCAUUCAUUCUUGGAUACCCUAGGACCAAUUAGGAUCCUCUAACUCUUCGGGGUGCUUGGAUUUAUGUCUGUUUUUCUAGUGAUUUUGUGGUGAAAAAUGAGACAAAUUUGAAUUUGAUGUAAGAUUAUUAUUAAGGAUGAUCACUAGUGAAUUGUGAGAAUAGCUAUCAAGCCGGUACAGUAGUGAGGGAAAAUAAGACAAGACGAAGAAGAAGGGUCGAGAAUCGGGCGAUCCUUUGCCAUAGUCCCCGAGGCAAGGACGCCUUGGACGAAUGAAAGAGAAGAAGAGAUAACGCAAAGGGAAGAAGAUCCAGGUGUGCUUCUUCAAGAUCUUUUACAAUUAUCCGGUCGACAACCUUAUCUUUGUGUGUAUACAUGUGUUACAUCAACAAGUAAAAAAAUUAUCAAAACGAAUAGAUGAACAAAAAAGAAAGGAAAUUUGUCAAAUUAUUUUGGUUUUUUUUUUUUGCUUUAACGAAUCAUUGAAGACUACAUCAGAAACUAUCGUCGAUUAUAGGUUAAUCUGAGUCACUCUCUCUUCGUCAAACCCUCGAGGCGUACUGCCAAUGUGCGGUAAUACGAGAAAAGUAUAAGCAACACAUCAGGUCGUGGGAGCCUGCGAUUUUCCAUGCACAUGCUCACGUCGCGUUGGAUGCAUCGCCCUACCGGCAUCUUGGCCGCGCCUCGACCGGCCUCGAGUAGAUCACGACAGAUUCUACGAAUUAUCCAACUUGAUUAUUUAUCAUUUCAUCCAUCAAUUACAUCGUCUAAUGAAUAAAAUAAUUGUGUGUUGUUUCAAAAAACAAGUGUUUCCAAAAAAUUCGCACGUGAAUAUGUCACGUGCGGAUUAUUUAGUUUAAUUGCUUGUUACUUAUUUUUUUACUUCUAAAGUUGAAAGGAGAGUAUCCUUAAACGUUCAUCAAUUAUACCACUCUGGAAGAAUUUCUCGUCCAUCUUUUGGCCGUUUUAUUGUGUAGUGAAAAAGUGUCGCACUUGUCUCAAGGGAUAAUUAAACGUGUUUUUCAGCUGAACCAGGAGGACAAAACUGUUGGCUUAAGUGCGAAAAUAAGGAACAACAGUGCAAUUAAAUGAUUAAAGGUGUGUGCAAGUAGUCCAGACGAAUUACACGAAAGUAACGGAGUUAAAUAAAAGAGCGUGUGACUACCACCUGUCGCAGGAUAAAUAUCAUAAAACCUUGUGCUAUUAUUAAAGGUUAUAAAUAUAACUAUAGUGACGAUUUAAAAGAACAAGGAUUUAUAUGGUGUUUGCAUUUAUACUCCAGUGUUUAUAUAUUUGAGUAUUUCGUUAAUACAUCGGAAGCAUCAUCAAGUGAGAACUAGUGGAAUUAAUAAUUUUUAGUGAUUUAUAUUGAAUGAAAAUUCAAUGAAUCAGUCUUGUGAUUAUUGAAUGUGGAUUUGAUAGUGUGUGUAACGAGGAAAUAAAUCAAGAAAGUGGAUGGUGAUCGGUAUUUACCGUACAGUUUCGUCAUACUGUGAAAGAGUGCACGAUAAAAUAAAAGGAUAUCUUUAAUUACCAAUAACCAAGAGAUUUAUCGUGGAAUAUCAAGGAGAUACAGCGAUUUUAAUAAUUAUUUAGUGUGACAAGUUGGCUGAAAAAAUAGCCUGUGAGGAGGUAAGACGAGUGUGGUGAUGCGGUAGUUGGGGGAUUCACGAGGGAAGCCAUGAGGGCUGCCGCUGCUUACGUCCUGUUUUUUGCCCACCUCAUACAGGCGACAACCGGUAGCGGGUAUUUUGAAGUGCAGAUACUGUCAUUAACGAACAACAGAGGCACACUGGUUGAUGGACGUUGUUGCGGCGGAGGAAAUAACUCAGGGACAAAGGGUAACUACCCUCCUUGCUCCCAAAGUUGCACCACUGCCUUUUGGUUGUGUCUGAAGGAGUAUCAGUCAAAUGUCACUGCCAUUGGCUCAUGUAGCUUUGGCAACAUAUCUAGUCAGGUGCUCGGACAAAAUACAUUUACCCUUAUCGAGCCCGUCACUCUUCAGCUCCACUUCACAUUCAGAUGGACGAGGCAAUUCACGCUAAUUCUUCAAGCACGCGACGAGCCCUAUGGAGGAGUAAUCGAAGAGGCCAGUUAUAGUGGGAUCGUUCUUCCUGGUGCUACGUGGCACACUUUAAAUCAUCAGGGCCGAAAUGCCCAUCUUACUUAUCGAUUAAGGGUUCAAUGUGCCGAUCAUUAUUAUAAUGCGACUUGCACGAAAUUCUGCCGGCCAAGAGACGACAUAUUCGGCCACUACACUUGUGACGAAAAUGGUGAUAAAGUCUGCAUACAUGGGUGGAAAGGAGCAGAUUGUGAAACAGCGGUUUGCAAAGAGGGUUGUCAUCCAAUUCAUGGCCACUGUAAUGUAAGCGGCGAAUGCAAGUGUCGUCAUGGCUGGCGUGGAGAAUUGUGCGAUCAAUGUACACCUUAUCCAGGCUGCAAACAUGGAUACUGUAAUGGAUCAAGUUGGCAAUGUAUUUGCGACACAAACUGGGGUGGAAUACUUUGUGAUCAAGAUCUCAAUUAUUGUGGUACCCAUGAACCUUGUCAGAAUGGUGGGACUUGUGAAAAUACAGCACCUGAUCAAUAUAGAUGUACAUGUCCUGAGGGUUUUUCAGGGCCAACUUGUGAAAAAGUUGAUAAUCCUUGUGCUGCAAAUCCAUGUUUAAAUGGUGCUACAUGUCGAGAACUUGGUGAAUCAGCAGAAUGUGAGUGUGCUCCAGGAUUUUCUGGGCCUUAUUGUGCAAUUGAUGUUGAUGAAUGCGCAUCUCAACCAUGUCAAAAUGGUGGUACAUGUAUAGAUGGAAAGAACGAAUUUAUUUGUAAUUGUCCCCCAGCUUGGCAAGGUACACUUUGUCAAUUUGACGUUGACGAGUGUAAUCUUAAAGAAUCACCGUGCAAAAAUUCCAUAAGCUGUGUCAACCUUGCUGGAGAUUACAGAUGUCGAUGUCGAAGUGGAUUUACUGGCAAGAAUUGCACAAAGAAUAUUGAUGACUGCAUCGGCCAAUGCCAACAUGGAGCUCUUUGUAUUGAUCUAGUAAAUGAUUACCAUUGUUCAUGCAAUCCUGGAUAUUCAGGAAAGGAUUGUGACGUUGACAUUGAUGAGUGUGCAUCAAAACCUUGUCAAAAUGGUGGUGAAUGUAGAGAUCUCGUAAACACUUAUGAAUGUGUUUGUCCAGUAGGCUAUACUGGAUAUCAAUGUGAAAUUGAUAAAGAUCAUUGCAGUCCAAAUCCUUGUAAAAAUUCAGCACCGUGCUUUAAUACUCAAACAGAUUAUUAUUGUCAUUGUCCCGCACAAUGGCAAGGUAAAAACUGCUCUGAAUCAGCUGUACACAAUCCUCAGAUCCGUCUAGAUGAUGGAAGUCCAGGAUGUGGGAGUGAAGGAACGCCUUGCGGUGGACGUGGGAGAUGUAACGGAGGAAUUUGCAUUUGUGAUCCUGGAUAUACUGGUCAGCGCUGCCAAGAGAAUAUUAACGACUGCCGUGGGAAUCCAUGUCUCAAUGGUGGGACUUGCGUUGAUCUUAUUAACUCAUUCCAGUGCAUUUGCCAAGAAGGCUGGACUGGUGACCUUUGCGAUGAAGACGUUGACGAAUGCACGAACUCGCCUUGUCGCAACAACGGAACCUGCAUCGAUGGAGUCGCCGACUUUACGUGCGAAUGUCGAGGCGGAUGGAAAGGCAAGACUUGUACUUUAAGAGGUGGUCAUUGUGAGCCUGGAACUUGUAGACACGGUGGUACAUGUCAAGAUCGCGGUGACGGAUUUACGUGUCACUGUCCUCUAGGUUGGGAGGGUGCAGCCUGUCACAUAGCAUCACCCGCUUGUGCAAGUAGUCCAUGUGAAAACGGUGCAACCUGUGUGAAUACUGCUGACGGAGGAUACCGUUGCAUCUGUAGAGAGGGAUUUGAAGGCCCAAACUGUCGAAAAGAUGUUGAUGAUUGUCAACCACUUCCUUGUUUGAAUGGUGGAAGAUGUGUCGAUGGAAUCAACUGGUUCAGAUGUGAAUGUGCUCCUGGGUUCACUGGACCAGAUUGUCGCAUCAACGUUAAUGAAUGUGCAAGUGAUCCUUGCAUGGCUGGUGCAGUUUGUAUUGAUGGAAUAGCAAGUUAUUCAUGUAUUUGUCCACCUGGACGAACAGGAGUUCAUUGUGAAAUACGAAUGGCAAACGGUGCUGGCUGUGUCACAUCAACAUGGGAUAAUGAUUGCAACGUAUGCGAAUGCAGAAAUGGCAAAAAUCAAUGUAGUAACGUUUGGUGUGGUCAAGGAAACUGUUUGAAUGGAACAUCAUGUUUAGCGCAUGAAGUAUGCGUUCCUUCUCCCGGUGAAAGCUGUCUUGCUCCACCCUGUUCACCUUGGGGUGAAUGUCGACCGAUAGAAACUGGAAGAAGAGUCGGACCUCCAGCUCUUCCAGCCCCAUUAACCUGCUGGCCUGGUCAAGCACUCCCAGGCCCAACUUGUUCAAGACUAACUAUACUGUUAAGAAGAGACACAUUGGCUUCUGGAACAUCUGUAGAGCUUCUUUGUAGACAAUUACGAAGGUUAUUAGCAGAUCCAAGGCGACCUCAAUCAGUUGUUCUCUUAUGUGACCUAAAACCUGUAGAUAAUGACACUGUCGAAGUAACGAUAUUCUCAGAAGCCGCAAUAGAUGCCGCAAGAGACCUUGGAGAAGCUCUAAGUCGACCUCUCAGCAGGCCUCUGGCUUUGGCCUCUAUACUUGAAGUCAAAGUCGAGACGGCUUUACUAACUGACCCCAUUACGGGUUCAAAUAAUGCUGGAGGCAGUGGAUAUGUUGCUGUUCUUGGUGGAUUGCUAGCAACAGUUCUCAUUCUUGCUCUACUGGGUGGUCUGUGGUACCUUAGAUCAAGACAAAGAUCAGGAUUAACAGCCACUACAAGCAGCGAAACGUCGUUACAUCGUCAUCGUAGUGAUCUUGAUGAGAAAUCUAAUAAUCUCCAGAAUGAAGAAAACCUCAGAAGGUACGCGAAUCCAUUAAAAGAUCAAGAUUCUAGUGAACCAAGAGUUUCCAUAGUAAGGCCACUAUCAGGAAUGUCUUUAGGAACGCUUGGAACAACUGAAGAAAGCUUAGAGAUGGUUGCCGAAGAGGGAAGACAUCGACUUCCACCUCUUUAUAAACCCACAAGUGCUGAAGCAAGAAAUAAUACAGCAAGUUUUUCAUAUGAAGAAAGUCUUCAUAAACCUUACAGUAAACCUCGUCUUCAGGAACCUGGGUACUCACAUCAACAACCCGGAACGAGUGCUCAACUCGCUCCACGUCAGGUGCUAACUGUACAUGUUUAAUCCAAGAUUUUUAAUUCAUAACCCAUCACCAUGGGUCUUGUGAUUUUUGUUAAUAUUAUAUUUCUCGUGUUAAUAAUGUUUAUGUGAAUACUGCGAGAGAGUUAUGCUAUGAGUGAUAGAGGAUGCUGUAGUCGAAUGGCCGGAUCCAUAGUCGCUCCUCUUAAAAAGUUAUUUUGAAUUUCUUUUUAUUCUGAAGGUACGACUGUAAAUACGGCCAUAAUUUAUAGAUUAUAAUUCACUGAGACAAAAAUUCUUUUCAAUUUUAGUUAUAAGAUAUUAAAUAAAUUACAAUAUUGACAAAUAGUUAUCAGUAAAUUGACUUAACAAUUAAAAAUUAAAUUAUGAAUAUUCGAUUUUUUUACAUUAAUACAAAUAAACAUUUUUUUCUCAGUGUUCAAAGGUAAAAUAAUAAAGAGAAAUAUAUAUAUACAUGAAAAAAAAAAGAGAGAAAGUGAGUGAGAAAAAAUUAUAUAUAAAAUAUAAAAGCUGGAUGAUGUUGAAGACAAAGAAAAUAAUGAAAUAAAAUAAGACAGCAUGCAUUUUUUUAUAUACAGCCUCGUCCGAGCUGGCUUGUCAUGGGUUUGCAAUAACAGACAGACAAUCCCGUUGCCGCGUGCCUGUCGUGUUUGCUUCGUACUCUAAGCACACUACGAUCCAGUCUGACACUUUGCUUUAAAAUUCUCCGGGUCAGAGAUGAUACGCCCAGCCAGGCGACGUGUUCCGCCGUGGGGUGUAAUAAUCCCUCCCAAUAAACCUUUAAAACGUGACAAUAAAUCACUCACGAUUAUAAUUAAUGAUAAUGAUAACGUAAAAUUGUUAUCGUUGUACAUAUGUACAUAUUCUGUACUUAUUAAUUUUACUAAGCCUGGAAUUGUCUUCCUGGAAGUCUCCAACAACAGCCUUAACUAUUUUCAAUUCUAAUUAUAGUUCUUUUUACUGUAAUUUCCUCUAUCAUUGAAACAAAUUACUAUUUCUACAUGCAAAUUUUUUAAUUUUAUUAUAAAAAAUUCAGUUAAUAUUUUUUGACGCUUUUUUUUUAAAUAGAUUGAUUGACAAUUGUUUUUAACUAUGAAAAAUAAUUAUAUUGUUCAUUAAAUUAAGAAAAAAGUUUUGUUGAAAUAUUUUUUUUUGUUUAAAAAUAAUUUUUUUUUCUCAUUCCAUCAACGUUAUUGAACAUAAUCAUAAUUGUCACUAAUUUCUAAUAAUAUAAGCUCGAUGUAACGUAGCUUGGAUUGUGAUAAAUCAUCUUACAAUCAGAAAUGUACAUCAUGAAGCUAAUGUCUAAUGAUAAUAAUACUGUUCGGUACAUUCCCCCAGACAACAUUGUGAUAAUCAUGUAUGAAGAGACAUUUUACUGUAAAACCGCACGUACUAGUAUAUUAUAAUUUUACAAUAUUUUUGUCGUUUUUUAUAUUCUGUACUUUGUUUUUACUGUGUUUUUAUUGUUUAAUUAAAUGAAUUUCGUACGAAAUAUAGCUGAAUAAUGAUAAAAAUAGCACAUAAAGGAAGAUUAUUUUUACUGUAUGAUAUACAUAAUAUUCAGUUAAAGAAUCAAUACGUGAUGAUGAAAUACUCAUAAAAUAUGACAAAUUUUAUGCAAAUGAUUGUGAGGAUGUAGCCAAGAAUCGUAAGAAAAUGACGGUAUCACUAGUAAUGUAAAUUAAAGUAAACCAUAACAAUAUUAAAAUAAAAAAAAGAAAAAUUAGAAGUGAUGAUAUAAAUAUUUUUAUGAUUUUAUAAAUUAUCGAAUCAUCGUAUUAUAUCAAUUAAAUUGUAUAUAAAACCAUAUCACUAUGAUCUUUUUAUAAUCAACGUGCAAUUGUAUGUAUUAAAUAUUUCAUCGACGCUUAGCGAAAUCCAUUAGAGAAUUCCGUCAUUAUCACACAUUUAUAUUAGUUUUUAAUGACCCCAUAGAUCAUAUAAUUCAUAAGUUUUCUCAACACAAGAAGGAAAUACAGAUUUUAUGUCAUAGUUUUUUGAU